Molecule: messenger RNA, 741 nt
Organism: Debaryomyces fabryi
Lineage: Eukaryota; Fungi; Ascomycota; Pichiomycetes; Serinales; Debaryomycetaceae
Exons: 1
Coding region: 1-741 (246 amino acids)
Biological process (GO): single strand break repair; double-strand break repair
Cellular component (GO): nucleus
Molecular function (GO): single-strand break-containing DNA binding; DNA 5'-adenosine monophosphate hydrolase activity; single-stranded DNA binding
Source: RefSeq, a predicted model, not a curated record
AUGAGUUUCAGACAUGUCUUUCAAAAGUAUAUAGAUAAUGCAGAUGCAUGCCUGGAUCUAUUAUUGUAUAAGGAUGAAAAUGUCUUGAUAAUUAAAGAUGGAUUUCCCAAGGCAUUGAGACAUUACCUCAUAAUUCCAAAAUCGCCAGAUAAAACCCAAAUUCAUCCAUUGCUUGUAUUCCAAAAGGAUCCCCAAUUUUACAAAAUGAUCGAGGAGUACGUCACAAAGACGAAGAAACUUAUCAUGGAUGAUUUAUUUGCUGCAGGUCUUUUAAAGUUCGACAAAACCGAUACCUUGGCGACUCAUGAAUUUAUGAAUCGUUUCAUUAAAGCCGGAGUUCAUUCGAUCCCGUCCCUCAGCAACCUACACAUACACAUCAUCACACAGGAUUUCUAUUCGUCUCGUCUAAAACAUAAGAAGCACUACAAUUCGUUCACAACCGAGUUUUUUGUGGAGUUCUACCGUUUGGAGCCGCCACAGACUGAUUUGGAGGACCAGAUGGGGUAUGGAUACGAUUCGUCAUCCAGCCAAAAUACGGAUGAUGGACCAUACCCAACGCAAUCUAUUUCGGUCCGUCACGAAAUGGAUCCUCUGAAGCUACAAAAUGUCAUUUCCAAAUCGCCUCUAAAAUGUACUUAUUGUGGGGCCACCUUUGCAAAUAGGUUCGUACAUUUGAAGAAGCAUUUGCAGGAGGAGUUCGUAAAAAAAUUCGCUGUUGCUCCAGAAGACACUAAUUCAUGA